Protobothrops mucrosquamatus (brown spotted pit viper) is the source of this 899-nucleotide messenger RNA. RefSeq names its product peptidyl-tRNA hydrolase 2 (gene PTRH2). Bases 25 to 543 code for a protein of 172 amino acids. Gene Ontology annotation, cellular component: mitochondrion; cytosol. The transcript is spliced from 2 exons. Gene Ontology annotation, molecular function: peptidyl-tRNA hydrolase activity. The record is from RefSeq and is a predicted model, not a curated record. Gene Ontology annotation, biological process: positive regulation of anoikis; negative regulation of anoikis. Lineage: Eukaryota; Metazoa; Chordata; Lepidosauria; Squamata; Viperidae.
AGUCGGAGGGAAAGAAGAUGCAUUAUGGAUUACCUGGCUAAGCCUGGGGUUUUUGGCCUAAUUGCCGGUGUCACCUGUGGAGUAUGCUUGGGCUGGAGCAUACGAGCUCGGCUCUUCCGGCCAGCCAAAUCCAGAUUGACUAUGAUGGCCAACGAGCUGGGCAACGAAGCCAAUAUCAUGGGCGAGUACGGAGAAUUCAAGAUGGUGAUCGUAGUCAGGAAUGACCUGAAGAUGGGCAAGGGCAAAGUGGCUGCCCAGUGUGCCCACGCCGCCGUUUCCGCCUAUAAGCAAGUCCACCACCGAAAUCCAGAACUUUUGAAGCAGUGGGAAUAUUGUGGACAACCGAAGAUGGUCCUCAAGGCGCCCGACGAGGAGACUCUCAUUCAGCUCUUAAACGAGGCCAAAACGCUUGGCUUGACUGUGAGCUUAAUCCAAGAUGCCGGCCGUACACAAAUUGCUCCAGGCUCCCGGACUGUCUUGGGCAUUGGACCUGGACCAGCUGAGAUUGUGGAUAAAGUUUCCGGUCAUCUGAAACUCUACUGAAUGUGAAGUUCACCGUGUAAAGACGGUGAACUUGGGUGAUUGAAUAUAAAACACAAAGAGAACACGCCAUCUUCGUCCCAGUCCCUUCCCCAAAACAAUAAUUAUCAAAUGCAAAUCCCAGAUUAUUUUUCUUUCAUUAACACACACACACACUGAUGCCCCACAUAUCUUUGCAGGCUCCACUUUCCUGUAACCAGUUAAACAGCUUCAUGUUUGCACAGCUGCAGAAGCAGUUUACGCUCUUCUCUGACUUUGGAUUUCUCGAAUCAAGCCUUUUGAAAUCUGGAGGAGAAAAUGAUCAGUAAGAUAUGGAAGGCAUCACUACAUAAGUUUCCAAAUAAAUGAAUUACACGGAC